Onthophagus taurus is the source of this 1632-nucleotide messenger RNA. Its product is annotated as venom protease-like. Gene Ontology annotation, molecular function: serine-type endopeptidase activity. NCBI's taxonomy places the organism in Eukaryota, Metazoa, Arthropoda, Insecta, Coleoptera, Scarabaeidae. The record is from RefSeq and is a predicted model, not a curated record. Gene Ontology annotation, biological process: proteolysis.
UUAUUAUUAUCCCUAGUAGUGUCAUCAUGCUCAUUGUAACAUUGUCUCAUUUGUAACAUAUGCUUCAUUUCGAUUCCAGUUCCAUCUUGCAAAGUAAUUACUGUGGCUAUAAGGGCAUGAUUCUUUUCAUUUACAAUGAGGUCCAUAAUCAUGUGGUUCAAUUUCAUGACCUUCGGCUCUCAUCAACAUUCCUUUCGGUGAAUCUGGACAAGCUGCUUUCAAAAUGAAUUUUGAGAAUAGAAACACGAAGUGAGAAAGUAAAAGUAUCAUCCGUAGAAUGGAAAGAGAAGCAGAUAUAUUGAAGAGGCAGGAUUUGAAAAAAAUGGGUGGAAGUACAAAUUGAGGUGGUUAUAAAAUGACCUCUCUCACCGAAACUCGAUUCAUUCGAAUUUUCGGCUAACAAAAGUGGACCUUGCGACCAUGAAUCAGCUUCUAACGUUUUUUGCCGUGUUAUUUUUUGCUCUGUUGGAUUUCACGGAACCGCAACACCAUCACCAUCACCAUCGAGGUCAUUCAUCUAGAAUUAAUCAGCAAUGUCCUUUACCAAGUGGUGACAUUGGAGUUUGUUUGCCUUUUCAUCUAUGUCCGGAAGUUCCAUUUAAUAUUUAUCGGAAACGAUGUGGAGGAUUUUGUGGUCCGAGACAUAAAUUUGAAAAUAAUUUGGUUUGUUGUCCAAAAUCCGAUAACAAAACUGAAAUUGAAACGGAAAUUAGAAAUGAAUCCGAAAUUAAUGAAGAUUUAGAUAAAAUUAUUUUUGAAAAAUGCGAAGAAUACAAAAAAAUCGCUGUUGAGGUUGAGAAUCAAGUUGAAACAGCAACACCCCGACUUAUUCAAACGUUUUUAAUCGGGGGAACUCCUUCUUUGAAUAAAGAAUUUCCCCACAUGUCACUUCUCGGAUUUGGAACUGAAGAAAACAUUGAAUGGAAAUGCGGGGGGAGUUUAAUUAGUGAUAAAUUCGUGUUAACAGCUGCUCAUUGUUUAUACACACCAUCACUCGGAGAUGUAACCUUUGCAAGAUUAGGAGAUUUGAACAUAAAAUCAACAUCGGAUGAUGCUAAAUCUCAACAAAUUAAAAUUAUUCAAAGAUACUUUCACCCAGAUUACAAUUCCGAUGAAUCCCAUUACAACGAUAUUGGUUUAAUCGAAUUAGAACACCCCGUUUCUUUCACAAAAUACGUUCGGCCAGCAUGUAUUCAAUCUAAAGAAAAUUCUAAUUCCAAUUUUAUUGCAACCGGAUGGGGAAACACAGAAUUUGGUGGAACAGCUAGUGAUGUUCUUCAAAAAGUUGAUUUAGUCAUGUAUUCUUACGAUAAGUGCAACAUAACCUUUGGGCCGCAAAGAAAACUUGAAAGAGGUGUUGAUGUAAAUUCGCAAUUAUGUGCUGGGGGUGGCGAAGGGGAACAAAAAGAUACUUGCCAAGGUGAUUCUGGGGGUCCUUUACAGGUUGAGAUAAAUGACAGCCCGAAGCUAUAUGAAAUUAUUGGUGUUACAUCGUUUGGAAAAGGAUGUGGGUUGGAAAAUAUUCCUGGAGUUUAUACGAAAGUUGAUUAUUUUAAUCCUUGGAUUGUUGAUAUUGUUUGGAAAUAAUUAUUUUAUAAUAAAUUUAAUACAUUAUAUCGGAAAUAAAAACAA